AUGAGCGGUGGUAAAGCCGUACCAGAAGAGACCUCACGACUCGAACAGCCUAAUGACGCUGUCGCCCUUGACAACAUGAACGAGCCAUCUCAACAGGCGCCUCUCGAUCCCGCACGCGACACUGAUAAGGCGGGCGACAACGCUGCUUCAAACGAGCCAUCGUCGUCGACAGCCGCACCAACAACAUCCGAGAACCCCGAGCAGUCAAACGCGGCAGCACCUCCCUCGCCAAAGGGCAAGGAAAAGGAGAUGGCUCCUCCGCCACCUACAAAGCAGGACUCUAACUUGGGUAUUGGACCUGCUGUCGACGACAUCAAGGCUGUUGCUGGAGGCUCGUCUGAUGGCCCUGUUUGCAACAUUACUCUUCUCCUGACAUCGGGAAGCCGACAUCCUUACAAGAUCGACGCCAAGUAUUUGAACCGGAGGAAUGUGGAUAUUCCAGACCAGACGGAGAGUGGACAACCGGAUCCUUUCAGCAUCAGCAUCUACACCCUCAAGGAGUUGAUACUUCGUGAAUGGCGAAAUGAUUGGGAAGCCAAACCUGCCAGUCCCAGCAGCAUCAGACUUAUCCAUUUUGGAAAACUAUUAGAUGAUAAGGAGCAGUUGAAGAAGUACCAGUUGAGCACGGAGAGCCCCAAUGUGAUACAUAUGAGCAUUCGGCCACAGGAUCUUGAUGAGGAAGAACCCAAGGCUGGAAACAAGAAUCUCUCGUCAGGGGGCGCUGACGGGCAGCGAUCUCGAGGGUCAGGCUGCUGUGUGGUAUUAUAG
This is a messenger RNA of Fusarium vanettenii 77-13-4, 768 nucleotides long. RefSeq lists its product as uncharacterized. Bases 1 to 768 code for a protein of 255 amino acids. The record is from RefSeq and is a predicted model, not a curated record. The transcript has 2 exons. Lineage: Eukaryota; Fungi; Ascomycota; Sordariomycetes; Hypocreales; Nectriaceae.